GGCUCCAUUCGAAGGCGACGGCGGUUGUUCGGUUCUCUUCUAAACUCCUCAAACGGACCUGGUACAGACUGUCGGUUCGGAAUCCAGCCGUCAAGCGAGAUCUGUGUGGCUUAGCGUCGCUGGUAUGAAGCGGAAUAUCUUUCAUUUGAAUCAGAUCGCUGGUGUAACGUUAGUUUGAAGACAGAGAGUCGGGCGGAGGAGCCAUUUUGUCCCGACAGUGUGAGAGAAAAGAAAGACAGAGACAUUAUAAACACCAGACUUUUCAGAGGAAACAUACAUCUUAAAUAUCGCUUUCGGAGUUUAAAAAAAGAGUCUUAACCUACAGAGCAAAUCAAAACAGCUGCGAAGAAGAGACUGUCCGUUGUGUGUUUUCGAAUAACACACACACACUCACACACACACUUUCCCUUUAACACACUCUCAGUCUCUAUCGGUUUCUCAUCCGUGUGUGUUUAUAAGAGCUCAGAUGGCGAAGAAGACCUAUGAUCUGCUCUUUAAGCUGCUCUUGAUUGGUGAUUCUGGGGUGGGAAAGACCUGCGUGCUGUUCAGAUUUUCAGACGACGCCUUCAACACCACCUUCAUCUCCACUAUAGGAAUCGAUUUUAAGAUCAAAACAGUUGAAUUGCAAGGAAAGAAGAUAAAGCUACAGAUAUGGGAUACAGCGGGACAGGAACGGUUUCACACCAUCACUACCUCUUACUACAGAGGGGCCAUGGGAAUCAUGCUCGUAUAUGACAUCACCAACGCCAAGAGCUUCGAAAACAUCAGCAAAUGGCUCAGAAAUAUUGAUGAGCACGCUAACGAGGAUGUGGAGAGGAUGCUGCUAGGCAACAAGUGUGACAUGGAGGACAAACGUAUCGUACCAAAAGCAAAGGGGGAACAGAUUGCGAGAGAACACGGGAUUCGCUUCUUCGAGACAAGUGCAAAAGCCAACAUCAACAUCGAGAAGGCGUUUCUCACGUUAGCAGAAGACAUUCUCAAAAAGACGCCCGUAAAAGAGCCCAACAGUGAAAACGUGGACAUCAGCACUGGAGGCGGAGUCACAGGAUGGAAGACCAAGUGCUGCAGUUGAACAUACACACACAGUUACUCACACACUUUACACAAACACACACACAUCGUCUGUUCUUCUAUAUCCCCCUUUCUCUCUCUCUCUCUCUCUCUCUCUCUCUCUCUCAUUCACUCAUCCCUUUCUCAUCCGUUUCUGUCUAACAAUCUUCCAUUUUCCCCUCACAGGAUUCUCUGUAAAACACAUCUCUAAUGUUUCUUAAAAUCACGGCUGCUUGCUGACAUUUUUAUUUCUGAAAAAAAAAAUACAAAUGCAAAAAGAAAGUCAUUUCAUGUUUCUUAAUUUAAAAUUAAAGAAAGAAAGAAAUGAAUUAAAGAAAAAGUGCGUUCACCACUACAUAAAGACCAUCAGUGGACCUGGAGACUCUAUCGGAGCGUUCAGUAUGACAUCCUAGACAAGACUUUUGUCCAGUGUUUUGGGUUAGUGUUGUGUGUUAGUGUGAGAAAUCUUCUCUAACUGGGUUUUUUUGUUCUUUAAUUUGAUUUCUUUCGUCCGGUGCCUUAAUGUAGAGCCUUAGAGCCCAUCCCCUCCAAACAACAUUUAAACAUCACUUUUCUGUGACCGUUACACACACACAACACACACACACACACACACUGGUCCUCUCCUCUCUGCUUGACCCACUAACUCAACCCAGCACAUCUGAGUGGAACCAUCCGGUCUCAACCUGUUUGCUCAGAAGAGAAUGGCAUCAUAUGUAUUUUUGUUUAGUUCUUUUUCAAAUGUAGUCCGUUUUUUAUUUUUCCGAAUGUUUUAUGAAUCUCCUCUGUAUGUUUUGUUUUCCCUCACUCAGUUACUCAUUCUCUCCUGCAUGCUGGUUUCUUUGGGGUUUUGGGGUCUUUUGUAAGUUUUGCCAUGUUUGUAAUUGACAGGAAGUAUCUCUUCUAGUCCAGAUACGUGUCAGGGAGGGGAGCGUUCUCUUUGGAAAUUCAAACGAUUUUGCAGAUCCAUUAAAAAUAAGCUUGUUUAAGUUA
This is a messenger RNA of Carassius carassius (crucian carp), 2043 nucleotides long. Its product is annotated as ras-related protein Rab-10. Lineage: Eukaryota; Metazoa; Chordata; Actinopteri; Cypriniformes; Cyprinidae. The record is from RefSeq and is a predicted model, not a curated record. Gene Ontology annotation, cellular component: recycling endosome; Golgi apparatus; insulin-responsive compartment. The coding region runs from base 467 to 1072 and encodes 201 amino acids. Gene Ontology annotation, molecular function: GTPase activity; GTP binding. The transcript has 6 exons. Gene Ontology annotation, biological process: cellular response to insulin stimulus.